Messenger RNA from Pseudomyrmex gracilis, 1425 nucleotides. Its product is annotated as transmembrane protein 256 homolog. The record is from RefSeq and is a predicted model, not a curated record. NCBI's taxonomy places the organism in Eukaryota, Metazoa, Arthropoda, Insecta, Hymenoptera, Formicidae. The transcript is spliced from 4 exons. The coding region runs from base 157 to 681 and encodes 174 amino acids.
UUUAACCGGAGCGUGUCGGGUCGGAAGUAACAUAUUAAUAUUAGUGUAUAGAGUUCUUGGUAGGUGAUAUAUACAUUUCACAGCGCACAAUAUACAUUUUGCUUGCAGCUUGCUUAUACACAUAUAUACAUAUUCGGUAUAGUAACGUUCUCGAAAAUGGGCUUGCAAGACGCCGUUUACACGGCUAUUACUGUACCUUUGAAUGUCAUACAAAAAACAGGUGUAGGGGCUGCCUCGUAUGCGUGGAAUACAGUUGCGUCGGCACCUAAUUAUCUAGGUUUAAGACCAAAAGUUGAUAUAAUAAUGGCAGAACCUCUACCUUUAUGGAAAUUGGCUGCUAAUACCGGACCAUAUGUAAGACUUGCAGCUAUCAGUGGUGCUGCAGCUGUGAUACUUGGUGCAGUAGGAUCACAUAGACAUUAUCCCAAAGAUGAGACAGGAGUAGAAAAACGUCGUAUCUUUGAAACUGCAAAUCGGUUUCACUUCAUACACACUUUGGCAUUGUUAGGAUUACCACUGUGCAAAUACCCAUUCGUGGCUGCUACAUUUUUUCUUUCUGGAAUUGUACUGUUUAGUGGUAGUUGUUAUUAUACUGCUUUUACUGAUGAUCUGAGAUUCAAGAGAAUACCGCCAUUUGGAGGAUUUUGUCUUAUAUUGGGAUGGUGCAGCAUGCUUCUCUAAAUAUCAAUGUAAACUUAAGAAUUUUUACACAAACAAGAGAUGUGAUCCUUUCAGUUACGCACAUAAGUACAUAAAUGUGAAUUUAUAAAAAGGGGACAAAGAUGUGAUUAAGGGAGUUGAAAAGAUGAUUCUUUUACUGCACAAUAUUAAAUAAGUACGGCUGAAAAAUUUUUUAAUUUACAGAUCGUGUAAUGAAGUGUUGUCUUGAAUUUGUUAGAACGCGCGCUGGUCAAUAAUGACCCGGACCCCGUUCUCCGAGAUUUAAUGUAUAUGAUUAUUUUUAUUUUAUAAAGUUUAGGAGAUACAUUCCUCUUAUGAGCAAAAAUAAGUUUUUUUUUUUUCAAUGGUGUGUAAUUUUUAUCGAAGGCUUUUAAGAAAAAUGAAACUUAGAGAUUUUGAAUAAAGUAAAAUUUAUACUACUGAAUUGAUAUAAAUAUAACUUGUUUAUAUUAAUGACAUGGAUUUGAAUUGCAUAUUCUGAACUGACACACUUUAUAACGACACACACUCAAGCUCCUUGUCAAUGGUUAAUUCCUUGCGCACCAACAUUCGUCAUUCAUUGUCACACAAAAUUAAAAAAAAAAACGCGAUAAAAAUUUGAGUGUUCACAGUCAAAAGUCGUAAUAAUGUAACUUACAAAUAUGUGGUAAAUCUAAGAAAAAAAAUUCCGGAUAUCACGAUUUGGUGAAUGAGAGCCUGAGCACAAUAGAAAAAAUAUUAGGAAUAAGAAUUAGAAAUAGAAGU